Molecule: messenger RNA, 2993 nt
Organism: Plectropomus leopardus (leopard coralgrouper)
Lineage: Eukaryota; Metazoa; Chordata; Actinopteri; Perciformes; Serranidae
Product: obg-like ATPase 1
Cellular component (GO): cytoplasm
Molecular function (GO): ATP hydrolysis activity; GTP binding; ATP binding
Source: RefSeq, a predicted model, not a curated record
CCAACUUGCCUUUCCACCGGAGCGGCUGGUGAGAGCAGCGACCAGAGGAGUGAACUCCACGCAGACCACAGGCUAAAAAGACAUAAAGAUGCCCCCAAAGAAGCAAGAAGCUCCCAAACCACCGCCACUAAUCGGUCGGUUUGGUACCUCUCUGAAGAUCGGAAUUGUUGGGUUACCAAAUGUUGGGAAAUCCACCUUUUUCAACGUGCUGACUAAAAGCCAAGCUGCUGCAGAGAACUUCCCGUUCUGCACAAUUGAUCCAAACGAGAGCAGGGUCCCUGUUCCCGAUGAGCGCUAUGAUUUCCUCUGCCAAUACCACAAACCAGCCAGUAAGGUUCCAGCUUUUCUAAACGUCGUGGACAUUGCUGGUCUGGUGAGUGGAGCUCACUUGGGACAGGGACUGGGAAACGCCUUUCUCUCCCACAUCAGUGCCUGUGACGGCAUCUUCCACAUGACUCGUGCGUUUGAUGAUGAGGAUAUCACCCACGUGGAGGGAAACGUUGAUCCAGUGAGGGACAUUGAGAUCAUUCACGAGGAGCUGCGACUAAAGGACGAGGAAAUGAUCGCUCCAGUCAUCGACAAACUGGAGAAACUGGCCGUCAGAGGAGGUGACAAAAAACUCAUGUCUGAAUAUGAAAUCCUGAUGAAGAUCCGGCAGUGGAUAGUAGAGGAGAAGAAACACGUCAGAUUUAACCAUGACUGGAACGACAAAGAGAUUGAGGUGUUGAACAAAUACCUGUUUCUGACAUCCAAGCCCAUGAUCUACCUGGUUAAUCUCUCAGAGAAGGAUUACAUCAGGAAAAAGAACAAGUGGUUGUUGAAAAUCAAGGAGUGGGUAGACGCUCAUGAUCCCGGCGCUCAGGUUAUUCCUGUGAGUGGAUGUUUAGAGUCCAAGCUGCAGGAAAUGGAGGAGGAGGAGAAGAAAAAGUACUGUGAGGAGGUGAAGACGCAGAGUGUCCUGCCCAAAAUUAUCAAAAGCGGCUUCUCGGCACUACAGCUGGAGUACUUCUUCACAGCGGGACCAGAUGAGGUGCGAGCGUGGACUAUCAGGAAAGCGACCAAGGCUCCUCAAGCUGCAGGAAAGAUCCACACUGACUUUGAGAAAGGCUUCAUCAUGGCCGAGGUCAUGAAGUACGAUGACUUCAAAGAGGAAGGCAGCGAAAGUGCAGUCAAGGCUGCUGGAAAAUACAGACAACAGGGCAGGAACUAUGUGGUGGAGGACGGGGACAUUAUCUUUUUCAAAUUCAACACACCGAACGCACCCAAGAAGAAACCAUGAGACCACACAGACACCAGGGGGAGAACUCAGCAUACUGUUUAGUUUGGCCCCUGAGAGCUGCACUGUCUGCUGGUUUUCAUACUUCUCUUUUGAAUUCAGAGGAUCAACUCGUGGUUGGCCAGAGGUAUUUACCCAACCGGCCUCCCAGGCCUGGACCAGAAUCUUUAACAGUUAAUGUUUCUGCACAAGCAUAACAUACAUUCCUACCAGUAAUAUUUGGAGCAAAUUUUCAAACAGAGCCAACUCUACUAGUCAAACAUUUUAAAAACACUAUAUUUUUGGUCUCAUGGUCCAAAUUAGAACAGGUAUAACUGAACUUAGAAAUAUGACGUUUUGACUUUUACUGGAACAGCAUUUUAGGGCUGCAACUAACAUAAUAACCAUUAUUAAUUUAUCUGCAAAUUAUUUUCACGAUUAACCAAUUUAUUGUGCCAUCUGUGGAAUAUCAAACAAUUGUGAAAAAUGCUCAUCACAAUUUCCCAAAGUGACGACUUUCAAUUGUCUUAAACCCAAAGACUCUUCAUUUGUGAUCAUGAAUGACUAAGAAAAGCAGCAAAGUCUCACAUUUCUGAAGUUGAGACCAGCAAAUGUUUGACAUUUUUUGCUUGAAAAGUUGACCGAAGUGAUUAAUCGAUUAUCAAAAUAAUUUUCUUUCAAUCAGCUAAUUGUUACAGCUCUACUACAUAUCGUUUUUAACAGAUACUGGCGCUAUUUAUGUGUUUAAAAGUGCAUCAGGUAAUCAGAGCUUGCCCUCUUUUCUGGAUGCUUUUUGAUCAUUUAAACUACAAUGCUUUUAUUAUAACCUUAAGAUGAUAUUAAUUCCUCUGAGGUAACUUUUAUCAUCUAAGCCAAAAAAAAAUCAAACAAACUAGAGAGCAUUUUUCUUCGGGGUCACUCCAGCUGGGAUUCAGUGUGGCACGACUGAAAAUGAAUGUGGGACGGGUUUAAAUGGGAGUAGAUAAUGCCCCAUUCCCCAUUUCCUACUCCUAAGCUCCUUGAACUGGCUCUGAUUGUCGUAAUGGCUGUAAAUCUCACGGUUCAGAGACAAUUCAAAGCAUGUUUGUAUUGUUAACGUUAACAAAGUUAUAUAAAUUUUUGGUAGCAUCGAUGCUACGCCAGUAUCUAAACCAUUUACUCAGUUCCUUUAUGCCUUUUCUCCUUUGUGUUUAUGCUUUUCAUGAUAAAGAAAUAACACCUUUUUCAAAAAUUCUAAAAUAUACGUUUUCGACAAAUGUUUGACUGCGUUAUCAAGAGAAAAUGAAAACCAUCACUCAGUGUUGCACUAGUUGUCAGUACUGUGCCGUAUUCUGAGGGAGAGGAAUAUUAUUUUAGGAAGAGCAAAGUAGGAUGAGACGCCUGAAUGGAGAGGGUUGUAUUACCAACUACUUUUAUUGACUUGGGUUCGGGAUGGUUUAUAACGGGAAAAAAAAAGAAGCCAACCUCUACAUUAUGAACUCCACCCUGUGUCACAAGACAAUGCUUUAUUGUAAAUCAGCUACUAGAGUGCUCUGUGGAUCAUCAGGACGGUACAGCUUCAUAAUGCCUCGUUUCACCUCACAGCCCCACAAGUUUGAAUGUCUUUAUUUUCAAGAGCACCCAAAAAUCCCCCCAUCAAACACCCUGUGAAAAUCUUUAUGAACUUAAGGGAGCUGGGAUAUAACAAAUAUCAUUCUCAUCAAUAUGCAUGUGUCAAUAAAAGGAGACAAACCUGUCA